CGGGCAGGCACAUGCAAGAACGCUCAACAACAGCGAAUCCCCUCUUUUAUUUAUUGCUAUAUGUACUACAGCUGGUUAUCGAUUCUACGGCACCCGAGAACUACGCAUGAAUGCACCUCCUCUCAUCAGCGCAUCACACUGAUCCGGCCGGCGACGCCGUCACCCGAAUCCCCAAGAUGCGCUGAAAAGAAACGGGAGCCCUUUCAUCGCCUUGAAACAGGCCACCCUAAACCAUAUUCGAAGAACAAAUGGAGGAUAGUAGUAGCUUGCCGAAGGAACUAGAGGGUAGCACUCUCGGACGCAAUUCCAGGGACGAUGACCAGGGGAGCUAUCGGUCCAAGAGAUCGCAAGUAUCAGGCGGCUUCCUACUUAGUUCAGCAUACCCAACCAAAUCACGGCGAUCACUGUCUGAGCAACAUGGUCAACAAGGUUAUUUGCAAGGAAGCGGGAAACGCAGGUCUGUUAACGACGAGAUAAUAACCCCGAAGAAACGGACGUCAACCGUUCGGACGAGGGGACAGCAAGGGGAUAGUCUGAGGGCAUCUCCACUGGCUGCUGUGACAAACGCGUCGACUUCGGAGGAGCAUGAUGGCCAUGAGAACGGAUCCGCUACGUCGAGAAAUGCACAUAUGCGCGCCUCCAACCCUCCAGCUGCGGGUUUGGAUACCGAUCCGGCCCAGAUUGUCAAUCUUGCAUUAAGCCUUAGUGAAUCUAGGAGGAGGACCCAUCUCGGCCGUGUACCGUCAAAUCCAUUGCUGAAUGCCCGCCGAACUACGCCAAAUAGUGCGGGGCUGUUCGCGCCUUCGGAUAUUGCUCAGCGGUCAGUUUCAGGCAUCAACAGAGGCGGGCGGCACCCUAGUGUCAACACACAAGACAACAAGCAUCUCAGAAAAUCAUAUCCUAAUGCAACAUCGCCGAACGAAAUAAUAGCGAAUAGUUUUGUUACUCCUGGACCCUUGCUAGGUGAUGACAGUUUCGACAUGGAAAUGGCGUGCUCAGAUGCAACGAUAGCUAGGGUUGAAAAGGCUAAACAGCAUUUUGAACUCUUCGAACAAUAUUUGCGGCUACUUUCAGAUCUACCUCCACUCCCUCACUCAACUUCGCAGGCUUUCAGAGAUGUGAACCCUAGUAGAGCCUACAAUCCACUACAAUCUAUCCGCAACAGAAAGCUACGAUUUAGAGAAAAGUGCCAAAUUGAUGUUGAAUCCGAGGGGUGGCAAGAUGUGUCAAGGGUUCAGAAAUGGGUCGACUCUAUCGAAACAGUUCAUGGACACAAUGUUCGAGAUCCAUACCAAUGUCUGAGCUUACCACAGUUUCAUCCCACAGAAGACGGAAAAUUGGACAAGGGUCAAGGCGAUGAUGAUUCUGUAUUGCAUCCAUUAAACUCAAGGGCGAAUCGCACGGGUACAAGACCGCAAAGACCGCGCCUUGAGUGGGUGAUCUCUCCGGCAGAGCUCCUCGCCGAUGCUGCUUGGCUUGAGAACGAUGCCAACAAGUCUAAAACCGUAAACAGCAACGGGGACAGGCUCUAUCCUGAUUCUCGAAAACUCAGACUUGUUAGCGGAUCAGCUACACAAUCCAAGCUACCCUCAAAUCUCAGCAUCGAAAAUGAUGAAAACUGGCAAAUAUCAAUGGAACAGUCCACAGUACUGCCGAGUUUCGAGAAAAGCAGACCUGAAAAUGACUUGGAUCGAGUCCGUCACAAACGAAAGCUGCGGAAUGCACUGCAUAUACCUCAUAGUAGUUCCGAUGGAAUACACGCUCCAAGGUGGACUCGAUCAAACAGCUUAUCAAGCGACUCGAGUAGUGUUGGUGCCGUAUCGCGUGGCAGAGCCCGUAAAUCAAGAUGGGGAAAGCAAUUGGACAACAAGCUAGGAUCCACUACGCAAGCAGAGGAAGUUUUCGAAGGGGUGGAUCAACGCUCCGGGUCUUCCAAAGCAGAUUCAAAGGCUUCUGUUCCAGCAUCUCAGGAAAUUCCGGCUGAACGCCGCAACUAUGGUGAGAAAGGCCACGGCCUGGUUUCUCCAGCAGGAAGCACGACUGGAAAGGAAGAUCAUCGAAUGUCUCUAGAGGAAAUGGAUAGCACCGCUCCCAAUUCACCUAUCCAAGGACCUAUUUUCCCCAGCAUUACCGCUAAAUUAUCCCCACCGUCGAGUCGCUCGCCGUCUCCUCGAAAACGUUUACCGCGCGUUAUUGGGUCUUUGAACGAGCGAGCUAGAAGCAAGCGUCACAAUUUAUUUGACACAGGAGAGAGCAUUGAUGAAAAUCCGCUAGAGACAGAUCUCCGCAAGAGAACAACGGCAGACUCCAGCCCAAAGGGAAGUGGUAGCCCUAGAACUUUGGAGCCCAGCCCAUUGCCAGAGCCGCCAUACAGCCAUGACGACGUCAUACUAGGAAGCUUUCAACGAUCAGAAAGCUAUGCUUCGCCAAAACCUCCUGCUAGCUCUGAGUCGAAAUUGAAGGGAUUCCUUAAAGGUUCCAGAAUUGCAGAGAUUGUUGGAAGCGAAGUGUCAAAAAUGGGAGAUAUGAUACGGCGCAGGGAUGGAAGUGGCCAUUCACGCCAGUCGUCAUACGCUGCAAGCUUCGUAUCUGACUACCGCGAUUCUGACGAGGAGAGAACCGACGGCGAACCUAAGCAAGCACCAUUGCGUCGAGGAAACACUUUGGUCGAUGAUGAAUCGGAGGCCGUAUUACAAACACACACUGGGCAGAGAACUUCAAAAACUUCAUUUUCACAUCUCUCACCUUUCACGGCCCCCCUUCGACAUGAGGAUGGCGGCGAGCUCUCGGAUUUGGACUCUCUUCCACAAGACAUUAGACAUGCCAGCAACGUCCAUUUUACCAGAGCUCAUCCCAGCGAGCCCUCAAUGACGUCGCCGGGUAUAACGUCGUAUACCGAUCGCCGAAACAGCUAUGGGUUUAGUGAUUCCUUCAAUUCGCUAGAGUCGAACCGGGCUCGAAAGUUGAUCGGAAGAGGCACUGAUUUACCCGUUCCUGGUAAACCACCAGUGACAGGAUUAGCAAGUGCCAAUCCGUCAGUAGCUAAACGACCUACGCUACCAGAAGAAAGCCGAGCUUGGAGUCUAUCCGAACGAAGUAUCCCAAGAUUAACAGACCCGAAUACCACCGAGAAAUGCGAAAUACUACGGUGCCAAGCUCUACUCCUAUCUUCAGGCAUCAAAGCCCGUGAAAUCGUCUGUCAAGCCAACGAGCCCCGUGAUUCUCCUCCUAAAUUCCUCGUCCGUAGCCUCGUCAAUACGGACGCUCCGAUUCCACGGAUUCCUCGAAUUGACGAGUUCAACUACGCCGCUCGCAACCUGCUCGAACGGUUCGAGAACACAAAGGCAGAUCUGAACAAGUCCAUGUACCGCUUCUCCAAAUCCGGUCUAGGCCCGUUGACCGACGACCUCAACUGUCUUGAGAAUCUAAUCAACAACUCCCUCACACCGCGAGUGCGCGCCGCGGCGCUGCACGCAGAGACGUUGAGUACGCAACUCAAUACAACCAGCACCCUUGCCAUCAAGCAACUCAGCGAGGCGCUCGACAAGGGCGUUCGGAAACGCAACCGCCGUUUCCGUUUGAUUAGGCGUGUUGGGUUUGUGUUGCUAGAAUGGGUGCUGGUCGGUGUUAUGUGGUGGGUGUGGCUAGUGGUUAUGGUCUUCAAGGUUUUCAGGGGUAUUGCCAAGGGGGCGUUGACAAGUAUUCGCUGGGUUUUGUGGAUUUAACAUAUAAUUUAUGAUCUGAUCCUUGUAUUACUCAUCUUAGUUCAUUAUAGUUGAGCGUGUCUAUGUUCGUGUAUAUAUGUUCUCUUAUACCUCCAGCUUUUAAUAUAUUAACAUCAAUGCAUUAUGAUAUCAAGACCAUAACAAUUUUC
Talaromyces proteolyticus is the source of this 3874-nucleotide messenger RNA. RefSeq lists its product as uncharacterized. NCBI's taxonomy places the organism in Eukaryota, Fungi, Ascomycota, Eurotiomycetes, Eurotiales, Trichocomaceae. Bases 249 to 3725 code for a protein of 1158 amino acids. The record is from RefSeq and is a predicted model, not a curated record. The transcript has a single exon.